GUCAGCCUCAUAGUCAUCAUCCCGGUGUGCUUCGGUGGAAGGGAGAGCGGUGGUCUGACUGCCGCUGCCGGUGAUUGCACAAGACCCCAGAUCUACCCAGGGAGUCCGUCCGGAGUUGAGGAUCCUGAAGUGUAGCCUGAGGAGCCAGCUGGCUCUCGAGCAGGGGUGUCGGAAACAGGCCUCCGGCGCUGGCCCAGGCAGAGCGGAAGGUACCUUUUUCGGGGCGAGCCGUCAGCCGACCCCCAGUGGCGCCCACGUCCCCGUGCCAGAACCACCAGGGCCCAGGCCUCUCGGACUGACUUCAUCCAAUGGAGCCCCAGAGUGAGAAGCCCGGAGAGGCUGAUGGGGUGCGCGUCACGCGCCAGCUGCUCAAGUCUCGCUCGGGUGAGUUCGCCCUGGAGUCCAUCCUGUUGCUGAAGCUUCGGGGCCUGGGGCUGGUGGACCUGGGCUGCCUGGGGGAGUGCCUGGGGCUCGAGUGGCUGGACCUGUCGGGCAACGCGCUCACCCAGCUGGGCCCGCUGGCCUCCCUGCGCCAGCUGGUGGUGCUCAACGUGGCCGACAACCGGCUGACGGGGCUGGAGCCGCUGGCCGCCUGCGAGAACCUGCAGAGCCUCAACGCCGCGGGCAACCUGCUGGCUGCCCCCGGCCAGCUGCAGUGUCUGGCCAGCCUGCGGGGCCUCGAGUACCUGCGGCUGCAGGACCCUCUGGCCCGGCUCAGCAACCCGCUGUGCACCAGCCCCUCCUACUGGGGGGCCGUCAGAGAGCUGCUGCCCGGCCUGAAGGUCCUCGAUGGCGAGCGUGUGACCGGGCGGGGCAGUGAGUUCUACCAGCUGUGCCGGGACCUGGACAGCUCCCUGCGCCCCGGCUCCAGCCCCGGCCCCAGAGCCACGGAGGCCCAGCCCUGGGUAGAGCCGGGCUACUGGGAGUCGUGGCCCACCCGGAGCAGCUCUAUCCUGGAGGAGGCCUGCCGGCAGUUCCAGGACACCCUACAGGAGUGCCACGACCUGGACCGCCAGGCCAACGACAGCCUGGCCCAGGCUGAGCACGCGCUCAGCCCUGCCGGCACCACCUCGUCCUUUGUGUUUUGAGUGUGCCGUGGCCUGUGACAGCUGGGCACACUGUGGCCUGGCUGUCCGAGUCUGCUC
This is a messenger RNA of Ailuropoda melanoleuca (giant panda), 1145 nucleotides long. RefSeq names its product leucine rich repeat containing 61 (gene LRRC61). Bases 309 to 1088 code for a protein of 259 amino acids. The record is from RefSeq and is a predicted model, not a curated record. Gene Ontology annotation, molecular function: protein binding. Gene Ontology annotation, biological process: outer dynein arm assembly. Gene Ontology annotation, cellular component: cytoplasm. The transcript has 2 exons. NCBI's taxonomy places the organism in Eukaryota, Metazoa, Chordata, Mammalia, Carnivora, Ursidae.